Messenger RNA from Carica papaya (papaya), 1665 nucleotides. RefSeq names its product 3'(2'),5'-bisphosphate nucleotidase 1-like. Gene Ontology annotation, biological process: sulfate assimilation; phosphatidylinositol phosphate biosynthetic process. NCBI's taxonomy places the organism in Eukaryota, Viridiplantae, Streptophyta, Magnoliopsida, Brassicales, Caricaceae. Gene Ontology annotation, molecular function: 3'(2'),5'-bisphosphate nucleotidase activity. The record is from RefSeq and is a predicted model, not a curated record.
AUGGAAAAGAAGAAGCAUAGAAAUUAAGAAAAGAAAAAUCGAAUAAAUCCAGAGACCAAAAGCCAAAAGAGGGGGAAGAAGAACAGUGAAGAGUGGACUUGACAGUCAUCCAUUAUUGUUACUUCCACUCCACUGGGUUUAAACAAAUGUCUAUAAAUUGUUUCAGAAGCAUAACAUUACCAACCCCGAUUCAUCUUCUCUCUUCAAUUCCCAAUUUCACUCAUAAACCCUUUCUUUCUUUUCUCAAUAAAACCUCUUCUUCUUCUUCUUCUUCUUCUUCUUCUUCCUUUGUUCUGGCAAGAUUAGUGUCUUCAAUGUCUUACGACAAGGAGCUAGCUGCUGCCAAGAAGGCUGCCUCGCUUGCUGCUCGUCUCUGCCAGAAGGUGCAGAGCGCGUUGCUGCAAUCUGAUGUGCAGACAAAAUCAGAUAGAAGUCCUGUAACAGUGGCUGAUUAUGGCUCACAAGCGCUGGUUAGCUUUGUUUUGGAGAGAGAACUCCAAUCUGAACCAUUCUCACUAGUGGCUGAGGAGGAUUCUGGUGAUCUUCGUAAGGAUGGUACUCAAGAAGUUCUAGAACGCAUUACAAAGGCUGUGAAUGAUGCUUUGGCUAGUGAUGGAUCAUACAGCACUACUUUAUCCAAGGAAGACGUGCUGAGGGCCAUCGACAAUGGCAAAUCUGAAGGUGGUUCCCAUGGCCGACAUUGGGUUUUGGACCCUAUAGAUGGUACAAAAGGGUUUCUAAGAGGAGAUCAAUAUGCGGUAGCGUUGGCCUUGCUUGAUGAAGGAAAAGUCGUGUUGGGUGUCCUGGCUUGUCCUAAUCUUCCUUUAGCACCAAUUGGUGUUAAUUAUCAGCAUUCUGCAUGUGAUGAGGUUGGUUGCCUUUUCUUUGCGGAAGUUGGUUCAGGAACUUAUAUGCAGUUGCUUAGUGGCUCCUCACCAGUGAAGGUGCAAGUCAGUGCUAUUGAAAAUUCUGAAGAAGCAUCUUUCUUUGAGUCAUAUGAAAAAGCACAUUCCAUGCAUGACUUAUCUAGCUCCAUUGCAAAAAAGCUUGGGGUUAAAGCAGCGCCUGUUAGGAUUGAUAGCCAGGCAAAGUAUGGGGCUUUGUCUAGAGGAGAUGGAACCAUAUACUUGCGCUUCCCUCAUAAAGGUUAUCGUGAGAAAAUAUGGGAUCAUGCUGCCGGGUCAAUCGUAGUGACUGAAGCUGGGGGUGUUGUCACAGAUGCAGCUGGGAAUCCUUUGGAUUUUUCGAAAGGAAAGUUUCUCGAUCUUGAGGUUGGUAUAAUUGUUACGAAUCAGAAGUUAAUGCCAUCACUCUUGAGGGCAGUCAGGGAAUCUAUAGAGGAGAAAGCUUCAUCUUUGUGAAUUUUUGAGAGGAAAGUUUCUUGAUAUUGAGGUUGGCAUCAUUUUUGACCAAUCAGAAGCUAAUGCCGGCACUCGUGAAGGCACUCAGGGAUCUAUCGAGGGGAAAGCUUCAUCUUUGUGAUUCUUUUCGUGGAUUCAUGAUAUCACAAUUUUCUUUUUUGAGUUGAUUAUUGCUUGAAAGAAUAAUUUUCACCUUCAGAUGUAAUGUGCGAGCACCUUUUAUCAUGUAGCAUUUCUUUGUUGGAUCUUCUCUGGUAAGGACAAAAUUUUCCAAAUAAGGAAAUCCACCAGUUUUAUAAUUCAA